CAGCCGGGAGCCUGGAGCUGGCUCUAGCAUAACGUGGGGGUUUCCAAGGCCCUGGAGAAAGUGGGGUGAUGCAGCAGGGGGCACACCCACAGCUGGAGCUGACCCAGAUGGACAGCUUGGGCUCUGCCACAUGGGACUAGGCAAGGAAGGGGCACGAACAAUCAGGAAGUGGCAAGGCAGUUUCCAGCUGGCUUCUCUCCCCUGUCCAGACUUUGGUUUCCUCCCUGCCGGCCUGGCCUGGCUCUGUGUGGUAUGGUCACACCCCCACCACCCCCUCCACUGAGUUGGGGCGGGGAGAGCACUGAGGCUGCUCUUCCUUUCCUGGGCCGACCUCUGAGCAGCAGACGGGGCUAAGUGUUCCCCAGCUCGCCUUUACACACAGCCCGUGCCACCGCAGCCGACGGCACCAUGAAGGACGAGGUAGCUCUACUGGCCACCGUCACCCUCCUGGGAGUCCUGCUGCAAGCCUACUUCUCCCUGCAGGUGAUCUCGGCGCGCAGGGCCUUCCGCGUGUCGCCGCCGCUCACCACCGGCCCACCCGAGUUCGAGCGCGUCUACCGAGCCCAGGUGAACUGCAGCGAGUACUUCCCGUUGUUCCUCGCCACGCUCUGGGUCGCCGGCAUCUUCUUUCAUGAAGGUCGGGGUGUGGGGCUGGGGCGCACGCGCUGGACCCCCUGGCGGCCGCGCACCACGCUCACGAGGUCCGCGCGCACCUCUCUCAGGGGCGGCGGCCCUGUGCGGCCUGGUCUACCUGUUCGCGCGCCUCCGCUACUUCCAGGGCUACGCCCGCUCCGCGCAGCUCAGGCUGGCGCCCCUGUACGCGAGCGCGCGCGCCCUCUGGCUGUUGGUGGCGCUGGCUGCGCUCGGCCUGCUCGCCCACUUCCUCCCGGCAGCGCUGCGCGCCGCGCUCCUCGGACGGCUGCGGAUGUUGCUGCCGUGGGCCUGAGACCAAGGCCGCUGGGCCGGCGGAGCCGGGAACGAAGAGCCGGAGCCUCCAGCCGCCCCGGGAAGCGGCGCUCGCCUCCGCAUCCUAGUCUCUAUCAUUAAAGUUCUCGUGACCGAGACACGGGCUGCGUUUUCUGGGGCCGCGGGGGUGCCGCACCGCGGGCUGCGGACCCUGGAGGGGCCCAGCCCAAGCUCGGGCAGCCCGGCGGGCUUUCUAGAGGCGGCGUGGGAGGGGCUGCGAAGGAACGGGACCUCCCCCUGGGGCGGGACUGGAUCCGGUCUUCACCUCCCACCCCACUCCCUACUCAGCCUCUGGGUUACAGGGCCGCCCAGUCCUGCCGGGGUUCACCCUGCUAGCGCUCAGCGGUCUCCUCACCGGUCCCCCUCCUCAGGGGCCUCCCCUCUUCUGACUCUCAGCCUCCCAGUCCCUCGUUCCCUGGCCUUCACAGCUGACACUAGCCUGCAGGCGCGGGGCCCAGCACCUAGCUGUGCAGCUGCGGUGCCACCCACAGCCCGUGGAUCUCUCCUCCGGUGAGGGCAGGGGCCUUUUGGUCAGCACUGGAUCCCCCUUGUUAACUGUAGGUGUUCAGGGCAGCCCUCCCAGGUCCGCAGAGCUGCGGGCACCAUGGGAACAUAGUGACAGGUCUCAAGGAAAUGUCCAGAAGGCUUGGGGAUCCAGGGGAGGCCCACAAAACAAACAAGUGACUUAGCCGAGUAUGCAGGAGAAACGGAGAAAGGAGAGCUUGCCAAGCAGGGGCAACGGUGUGUGCAAAGGCCCUGAGGUGAGCGGGAGACCCUAACGUGCCAGAGGAGUGUGCCGGGAACCCAGGAUGAGGACCAAGCUGAGACACACGGAGGGGAACAAGGAGGCUGGGAAAUGCCUUCAGCUUGAGGAGCUAAGGGAAGGCCUCAUUGCAGGCCUUGGACAUGGGGGAGGCAUUUGGGGGACUUGCUGUGGGUAUUGUGGUCCCGGAUUCUGCGCUGCUUUCACCAGUGAAUUACUGACUUUGCGGCCUGAUCUUAGGAACUGGGGUGAGGUGGCGCCGAGGUGGCACUGCGCCUG
Molecule: messenger RNA, 2008 nt
Organism: Rhinopithecus roxellana (golden snub-nosed monkey)
Lineage: Eukaryota; Metazoa; Chordata; Mammalia; Primates; Cercopithecidae
Gene: LTC4S
Product: leukotriene C4 synthase
Exons: 4
Coding region: 409-1047 (212 amino acids)
Biological process (GO): leukotriene biosynthetic process
Cellular component (GO): endoplasmic reticulum; membrane; nuclear envelope
Molecular function (GO): enzyme activator activity; leukotriene-C4 synthase activity; glutathione peroxidase activity
Source: RefSeq, a predicted model, not a curated record